This is a messenger RNA of Ictalurus punctatus (channel catfish), 2705 nucleotides long. RefSeq lists its product as uncharacterized. The coding region runs from base 325 to 2631 and encodes 768 amino acids. The record is from RefSeq and is a predicted model, not a curated record. Lineage: Eukaryota; Metazoa; Chordata; Actinopteri; Siluriformes; Ictaluridae. The transcript is spliced from 10 exons.
UGUAGAUUGAAUGGUACUGAAUAUCAGUGCAGGUGUGAGGAUCAGUAUUUCUGGCCAUGUGAAAAGUGCACAGUAUAUGGGUCUUGUGAUGAACACAACAAUGCCUCAUGUGGCUGCAUCAAUGUUAUUCCAAAUGAUGGACACUUCUGCCAACCAAUCAGUGAGCUGUCUAAUAACUCUACUUGUCCAGCUGUCACACCCACAGUACCUCCUCUACCCACCCCACUGACACAGUCUGCUGAAAUCACAGUCAUCGAAACAACUGCUGUAACAACAAGCAACACAACUCCACCCACCACAUCCACAGCCAACACAACUGCUGCAAUGAAAACCAACACAACUACACCUGAAACAACAACUGCUUUAACAACAGCCAACACAAAUACAGCAACCACAUCCCCAGCCUACAUAACAACUACUGCCACAAUAGCCAACACAAUUACAACCACCACAUCCACAGCCUAUGUAACGACUGCUGCCACAACAGCCAACACAAAUACAGCAAUCAUAUCCACAGCCUACAUAACAACUGCUGCCACAACAGCCAACACAAUUACAACCACCACAUCCACAGCCUACAUAACGACUGCUGCCACAACAGUCAACACAAAUACAGCAACCAUAUCCACAGCCUACAUAACAACUGCUGCCACAACAGCCAAUACAAUUACAACCACCACAUCCACAGCCAACACAACAACUGCCUCAAUGACAACCAACACAACUACGCCCAAAACAACAACAACUGCUGCAACAACAACCAACACAAAUACCGCAACCACAUCCCCAGCCUACACCGUUGCUGCCACAACAGCCAACACAAUUACAACCUCCACAGCCAACACAGCAACUGCUGCAAUGACAACCAACACAACUACACCCGAAACAACAACUGCUGCAACAACAACCAAUACAAAUACAGCAACCACAUCCAUAGCCUACAUAACAACUGCUGCAACAACAGCCAACACAAAUACAGCAACCACACCCACAGCCUACAUAACAACUGCUGCCACAACAACCAACACAAAUACAGCAACCACAUCCACAGCCUACAUAACAACUGCUGCAACAACAGCCAACACAAAUACAGCAACCACACCCACAGCCUACAUAACAACUGCUUCCACAACAGCCAACACAAUUACAACCACCACAUCCACAGCAAAUACAACAAUUGCUGCAAUGACAACCAACCCAACUACACUCGAAACAACAACAACAACUGCUGCAAUGACAACCAACACAAAUACAACCACCAUAUCCACAGCCAACAUAACAACUGCUGCAAUGACAACCAACGCAACUACACCAGAAACAACAACAACAACAACAACUGCUGCAACAACAACCAACACAAAUACAGCAACCACAUCCCCAGCCUACAUAACAUCUGCUGCCACAACAGCCAACACAAAUACACCUAGGACAAACACAGCCAACUCUACAACUGCUGCAACCUUAACCAAAACUGAUACACCUACCACUUCCACAGUCAAAACAACAACUACUGCAACACCAUCAACAACCACCAAAUCCACAUCCACCACAACCACAUCCACUACAUCCGCAGGCAUAUAUGUAUUAAGCUUCUCACUGGCUAUGAAUGAAGAAUUUGACUUUGCACUCACUGAUCAACAUAGUGCAAAAUACCAAGAAUAUAAAACAAGAAUUGAAAGUUCAAUUGAUGGUAGUUACAGAAAUGUAUCUACCUACCAGGCCAACUCUGCGAAGGUGACUGGAUUCAGGCCUGGAAGUGUGAUGGCAGACUUUACUAUUAAAACAACAAGUGAUAACCUUAAUUUGGUAUCAGCAAAUCAACAGCUUGCUAUCAAUCUCCAUUCAGAGGGAUUUAAUGUGAGCGAAACUGCAUUCAGUCAAAGUGUGAAAGAUGGACUAUAUGAGAGCAAUGUCAAUAUAUAUCCUGAAACAAAUCUCAUCCUGACUUGCAAUCCUCCAGUGAAUAAUGGCAUAAAAUGGACCAUGAAUGGGAAAAAAUUACAGCCAUCGGAUAAGUAUGUAAUUAAUACAAUUGGACUCACUGUGAAUAAUGUCACUCCCAGUGACAGUGGUCAAUAUGCAUGCACAACAACAGUAAACUCAAUGCCCUAUGUUAUCUGGCAAACCAUUACAAUUCAGCCAUACCCCAAUAUCCAAGUGAAUAGUGGCAAAGUUGUAAAAUGCGAGGACACAGUAAUCGCACUGCAGUGUUGUGUUCAGGGGAGUUAUGAAGUGAAAUGGACUGACCCUGUAGCUUGCAACUCAACUUCAACAGUCCCACUGAAAGGCUGCACAUUAUGUGAAUAUAAAAUUAACAAGCAGGACUGCCAGUCUACUGACCAAGUUAUACUGGUCACAUGUCAACUCACAUCACCUAUCAGUGGAAGUACAACUCAAAGUUACAAUUCAAAGAGCAUCAAAAUAGAUGUCAUAAAAGGGGCAUUUACCUGCUCUGAUAGUGUAUUUGGAGCUGGAAAUCUGGGAGACGAACACAUUGGUGACUGUAAUGGAAACAUGGUUGGGUCUCAAAAGGCUAAGUGUAAUUCAUCAGGCCUCUGGGACCCCAUAGAAAACAACUGUGUUCUGCGCAUCAUUCAAAAUUUAAAAGAUGAAGCUAAGGCAAUUCUUUAAAGAUUACUUCCAUGAAGGAUAAUGAAAAAAAUUAUUUUAGUUAUGUGGUUUCUCUUCGGUUCUUCAUAACAAUU